AUGGCGACAUUUUUUAACAACCAAUGGUUCGGUGCUGUUGUUACAGCGUGUGUGAUCUGUCCAGUCUUGUGCAGCAACAUCCUAAUUUUGCCUGGUCCCUCGGCCGGGAAUUUCUACAUUACCAUUUCGAGAUUUGGAGAACUCUUGGCCAUGAAAGGUCACAACGUAACCGUUUUGAUAAAUGAUCUCUUCUACCACAGAUUUGCAGGGUUGAUCAAACAACAACGAACAUUUAUGAAUUUUGAAGAGUAUGAAUGCGGCUUCAAUGAAUUUCCCGAUGCAUACAACCAAGUCACAAAAAGUACACAUACUGCACCAACUAUUUUUGAUACGCUUCGCGUUUUUGAAGCUUUUGCAGAUGAGACAGAGGCUUUUAUUCAAGACAGUAACAUCGUAGAACGCUUGAAUGCGGCGAACUUUGAUCUAAUUGUUGCCAAUGUCUUCAACCCAGGCUACGCUAUUAUUGUUGAUAUAUUGCAUGUACCAAUCAUCGGUGUCUCCACUGCAAGACCGUUACCGAUGAUAGACGAUUUAAUUCAUGGUUUGAUGUCAAACCCGGCAUAUGUACCAGCGGUAACGACGGGAUACUCAGAUAAGAUGACGUUUCCUCAGAGACUGAAAAAUGUAUUUGCAUACCUUGCAUCGGCUGCAAUACUUGAGUUUGUUUUGUUAAAACCAUUCAAAAUUGUACAACAAAGGCAUAACAUUCGACCAGAGCUUCCAUACAGGAGUUUAUGUGGAAAUUCGGAGUUAGUACUUUUCUGUUCUGAUUUUGCAUUUGAUUAUCCCCGGCCUAUGAUGCCUCACGGUAUUUACAUUGGGUCAUUGACAGCAAGAACCCCGGACCCUCUCAGUCAG
Messenger RNA from Saccoglossus kowalevskii, 858 nucleotides. RefSeq names its product UDP-glucuronosyltransferase 2C1-like. Lineage: Eukaryota; Metazoa; Hemichordata; Enteropneusta; Harrimaniidae. The record is from RefSeq and is a predicted model, not a curated record. Gene Ontology annotation, molecular function: UDP-glycosyltransferase activity.